Messenger RNA from Talaromyces atroroseus, 2517 nucleotides. RefSeq lists its product as hypothetical. Gene Ontology annotation, cellular component: cytoplasm. The record is from RefSeq and is a predicted model, not a curated record. The coding region runs from base 1 to 2517 and encodes 838 amino acids. Gene Ontology annotation, biological process: L-serine biosynthetic process; dephosphorylation. The transcript has 3 exons. Gene Ontology annotation, molecular function: magnesium ion binding. Lineage: Eukaryota; Fungi; Ascomycota; Eurotiomycetes; Eurotiales; Trichocomaceae.
AUGCCUCGGAGCAACUAUGAUCCUCCUCCGGUGCAUUUAAUCCCUCGCAGCUCAGGACAAAACUUGCGUCUGAGCGAAGUCAACAAGCGCAUCAAAUACUGCCAGUCGCAAGCCUCCUGGCAUCAAUGCCGUCUCCGGGAAGAGCUCCAAGAACGCCGGCGUGCAGAAGCAGGCUGGCCCAAGCUGAGCGAAACAGCAGACGUCCUCUUCUCGAUCAAACGAGCCCAGUAUGACGGAUUUCCACUUCGCUCACUACCCAGCCUUGCUGGAAUACGCGUGGCACCAGUGUAUGCUUACAUGGUCGCCAAGUAUACUUCGCGAUGGUGCUUUUUCAGAGCUGCAGCUUUUGCCUGCAAUGUCAAGGAUCACAGCUCUGUUCGCGAAGUUAUCAACCCAAUCAGGGAUCACAAGGUGGCUGAAGUGGCCUGCCGCCAUCAGAUCGAUCCACAGAGAUUCCAGCGAAGGUGUCAGAGUUGUGAUGCCGCACAUGAACGACAUGACCCUCUUGACCCGCCCAGCUCUUAUCAACGUUCGGAGCCGACCAUUGUGGGAUUAUACGGUAUCCCAGGCUCUGGAAAAUCUUUUUUGCUCGAAACUCUGAAGCAAGGACUCGGUCAAGAGCCCUUCAUGUUUUACGACGGUAGCCAAGUCAUUGCCGAUGUGACACCCGGGGGUUUGAAGGCAUUCCAGAGAUUGAGCGAAGAAUCGCAAACCAACAUUCGAGAGCGUGCCAUAAACAAGAUCAAGCAGGAAGCCCGCGACAGUGGCAAAGUUGCCAUAGUUGCUGGGCACGCUAUGUUAUGGCCCGAGGAAGAGAGUACCGGCCAAUGGGUCUGCACCCAGGCUGAUCUCGAGUCGUAUACACAUAUUGUGUAUUUAAAUGUCCCGCCUGAAACUAUUGCGGAGUAUCGACUUAAUGACGGAGCAAAGCAUCGGCCAGACGCAUCAAUCAGACACUUGGAGAAGUGGCAAGAGGCCGAAAUUGAAGAGUUGCGUUACCGCUGUAGAGCCCAUCAUAUCAUCUUCGCAAUCUUUUCACCAGGUCGAGAUUCUUCGGGCAAGCUCAUGUCCCUACUUCAAGAUUUUCUCAAUCACACGGAAGAAUUUAAUGCAAGACUCGCUGAGCAACAGAUGGACAAGGCCCUUGCGACUAGGCCCGAGACGGUAUUACUUCUAGAUGCUGACAAGACGUUGGCAGCGCAGGACAGUGGCGAGUUAUUCUGGAAAGCAUUACCCAGCUUGAAGUUCUUGAAAGACACAAUUUCUCCAUUGAAAAGACUCUUUAGCGGUACUUUGCAAUACUCAUAUACGGCCUUCCGUCAAGCAACCAUGCUCUGCGAAGAAGCCAUCGGGGAUGACGAGUACAUUGAACAUUGCGAAAAGGUAGCCCAGAUGAUAACGAUGCAUCAGGAUCUGGUAUAUCUACUGCGCCUAGUGGCGGGCCGAACACACAUUCGUGCAAUUGUUCUCACUUGUGGUAUUCGUGGAGUGUGGGAAAAGGUGCUUGAGAGGGAGCAGCUCUCCAGCUCCAUUGCAAUUAUCGGUGGUGGGCGCCUGUCAGAUGGCCUCGUUAUGACACCGAACUUAAAGGAGAGACUAGUAAAGCAUGUACGCAGCACCUGCAAUGCUUCUGUUUGGGCCUUUGGUGAUAGUCCUCUAGACCUCGGGAUGCUGACAGCUGCGAAUCAAGCUGUUGUCAUUACGGGUGAGCAGGCAACGAGGAGUGCAAGCAUGGAUGACGCGUUAGCCAAUGCUAUCAAAAAAGGGGGUUUCUAUCCGCGCCAGGUCCUUCUCCCAAGCCAUGCAUCUCCGCGUCUUGAUUUAUUACGGCUCCCUCUCAUACAAUUGUCUGAUCAGUCCAUCAUCAAUUCGAUAUUUACUCACUGGAACCAGCUUCAUGUUGUUGACGCAAGUCAUCGUUCUGCUGCAAAGUUGCUUAUGACACCUAUGCGGAACGCAGCAUUCUCGGGCCCAGAUUUGCGCAAAGCGCACUACCGAGCUGGAUGGUAUCUCGCGACAGAAUUUUGCACCGAAAUUUUGGGCCUGGAAACCUUUCCAAUUCCUCAUGUUCAAGGCCACCAAACUGACGGGUAUCGUGUUCUCAAUGAGAAAGACACGCUGAUUGUAGCUCUGAUGCGCGGUGGUGAACCGAUGGCGCUGGGCGUUAAUGAUGCAUUGCCCUCUGCAACAUUCCUACAUGCGCGGGCUGCAACUGAUAUCUUACCAGAGCAUCUAUCCAGCGUCAAGACGAUUCUUCUCGUUGACUCGGUGGUGAACAGUGGCAAAUCUAUUUUAGACUUUGUGCAAUAUAUCCGAACACUCCAUGCCACUGUCCGCAUUGUAGUUAUUGCUGGUGUCAUACAGUCCGAAGCAGUGACAUUAAGCGAGAUUAGCCAGCAGCUCUGCAGGUUCCUUCACUUGUCGUUCAUUGCGCUUCGUUUGUCCGAAAAUAAAUUUACCGGCAAAGGGGGCACUGAUACCGGUAAUAGAUUGUUCAACACAACCAACCUUGAUUAA